AGGAAAAACAUAAAACGUAGGGCUGUGGCCCUCGAGGACCAGGAUUGCCCACCCCUGUUCUAGACUGAUCUCUUUCCUCAGGAUCAGGAAACCCCACAAGGCUAAACGCUGAACUGAAACCCAGCGACGGGCUGCAGAUGGAGCCUGGCACCUCGCGUGAAGCCCAGGCGCGCUCAGGAUGUCCCACAGCGGUGUGCCGACACCACGACAGCCCGGCUGCUGCUGCUGCUGAAGCCGGGGAGAAGGCUGCGCAGUGCGGGCAGGCUGGAGGAGCCGAGAGGCGGAAAGAAAGCGAGGAGGAGCUGGACCCGAGGAUCCAGGACGAGCUGGAGCAUCUGAACCAAGCCAGCGAUGACAUUAAUAAACUGGAGCUGCAGCUGGAUGAUGCCAGGUCCAGUUACAGAAGGAUUCUGACGGACUCUGCCAGGAAGCUCAAUGCUCAGGGUUCCCAGCUCGGUGCCUGCAUUGAAAAAGCCAGGCCCUACUAUGAAGCUCGCAGACUUGCUAAGGAGGCCCAAAAAGAGACCCAGAAAGCAGCUUUGAGGUACGAGAGGGCCGUGUCCAUGCACACUGCUGCGAGAGAGAUGGUUUACGUGGCCGAGCAAGGCCUCCUCGCUGACAAGAACACCGUAGACUCAACCUGGCAAGAAAUGCUGAACCACGCGACAGCCAAGGUGAACGAGGCGGAGGAGGAGCGGCUCUGCAGCGAGCAGGAGCAUCAGAGAGUCACUCUGCUCUGCCAGGAUGCUGAGGCACGAGUCCAGACCCUGCAGAAGUCCCUGAGGAAGGCCAUCCUCAAGUCCAAACCUUACUUUGAGCUCAAGGCUCAGUUUAACCACAUUCUGGAGGAACAUAAAGCUAAAGUGCUGCAACUGGAGGAGCAGGUGUCGAAAGUAAAAACCCGUUACUUUGUGGCGUUGCGGAACUUGGAGCAGAUCAGCGAGCAGAUCCACGCGCAGAGAGCACAAAGCGUGGCCCCCGAGGGGCGGAGCUCCCCUGUCGGAGCUGAAGCAGAGGUCCAAGGUGCCGCUGCCGCUCCCGUCAGCACCUGUGUGGGCGUCAGCGGGAUAGAAAGCGCCUGGGCAGGCGGGGAGAAGACCAGGCUGUGGGUGGAGAGGCACAGAGAGAGCGGCUGGGGUCAGAGGGAGCGGCUGGAGGCGGAGCCAGCCACCGUCGUCAGCUUACAGACUACUGCCUCCGACCUGGAGAAGUGUGACUCGCUGGAGCACUUGGGUGACCUGGGUGAUGGUGGGAGUGAACUGGGUGAGGAGUGGGGCUGCCACCAGAACAGGCCACUUAGCAGGGGCAUAAUGACUGGGGGGUCUCAGCUGGACAAGGGAGGGGUCUGUGAGGAGAUGCAGGACAGUUUAAUUAAACAGCAUCAGAGAAGUUUUAGUCUAUGAUGGUCAGCAGGAAACAAAACAGUUUAAGUUGGAAAGAAGAACGGACUGAAGGAUGUGUUCUAAUUUAUUUUAUCUCAGGGAAGAAGCUCAAAUCGAACUACAGGGUGUAUCAGAAAAAAAUGAUACUCUCAGAAAAAUCACCAUAAAAUUAACAUAAGCUGUGUUUCCAUUGC
Molecule: messenger RNA, 1576 nt
Organism: Austrofundulus limnaeus
Lineage: Eukaryota; Metazoa; Chordata; Actinopteri; Cyprinodontiformes; Rivulidae
Gene: sh3bp5lb
Product: SH3-binding domain protein 5-like, b
Exons: 7
Coding region: 138-1403 (421 amino acids)
Biological process (GO): intracellular signal transduction
Cellular component (GO): cytoplasm
Molecular function (GO): protein kinase inhibitor activity
Source: RefSeq, a predicted model, not a curated record